Zootoca vivipara (common lizard) is the source of this 2828-nucleotide messenger RNA. RefSeq names its product thioredoxin like 1 (gene TXNL1). The record is from RefSeq and is a predicted model, not a curated record. NCBI's taxonomy places the organism in Eukaryota, Metazoa, Chordata, Lepidosauria, Squamata, Lacertidae.
CUCGCCCCGCCCCGCCCGCGCUCAUUUUCUUCCCGCGGUGACUUUGCACUUACCGGGUGCGUUGCUGUCGCCGCCGCCGCUAGGAUGGUUGGGGUGAAGGUGAUCGCCAACGACGCGGACUUCCAGAGCGAGCUCAGCGCCGCCGGCUCCCGGCUAGUCGUGGGCAAGUUCACCAUGAGGGGAUGUGGCCCAUGUUUAAGGAUAGCCCCUGCUUUCAACGCUCUGAGCAAUAAAUAUCCCCAAGCGACAUUUUUAGAAGUUGAUGUGCAUCAAUGCCAGGGAACAGCUGCAACCAAUAAUAUAUCGGCAACCCCAACGUUUCUUUUCUUCCGGAGCAAAGUGCGCAUCGACCAGUAUCAAGGUGCCGACGCUGGUGGAUUGGAAGAGAAAAUCAAACAGCACCUAGAAAAUGAUCCUGGAAAUAAUGAGGAUGCCGAUAUUCCAAAAGGAUACAUGGAUUUGAUGCCAUUUGUUAAUAAAGCUGGCUGUGAAUGCCUUAACGAAAGUGAUGAACACGGGUUUGAUAACUGUUUACGUAAAGACUCUACCUUCCUGGAAUCAGACUGUGACGAACAGCUGCUUAUUACGGUAGCUUUUAACCAGCCUGUCAAGCUUUAUUCUAUGAAGUUCCAAGGGCCCGAUAAUGGUCAAGGUCCAAAGUAUAUAAAAGUGUUUAUCAACCUCCCUCGAUCAAUGGAUUUUGAAGAGGCAGAAAGAAGCGAACCCACUCAGGCCCUGGAGUUAACGCCAGAUGAUAUCAAAGAAGACAGUAUUAUCCCACUCCGCUAUGUAAAGUUUCAGAAUGUUAACAGUGUAACUGUAUUUGUCCAGUCCAAUCAAGGUGAUGAGGAAACAACGAGAAUUUCAUAUUUCACAUUUAUUGGAACACCAGUCCAAGCAACAAACAUGAAUGAUUUUAAGCGGCAUUUCCCUGGCCCAAAGAAAUAAAAAUGCAGAAGAUAUCUGUUUCUAAAAUGGUCUUUCCUCACACCGCCCCUUUCCCCUGCUCCUUCCGCUCAUCUAGCACCUGCCUUCUCCUUUCCAUCGCUUGAGGCACCAUCACAUCCUGCUCUGUGACGGUUUUCCUGGGUCUCUUUCCUUUUUUUAUCCCUCUUUCUCAUGGACUUCUCUUGGUUUUUAAUAUACCAUUUUUAAUAUAUAUCUAUAAAUCUUCUUUUGCACAUCGUUUUUGUCCCACCCACCCCAAAAAACCCAUCUCAUUCUGUUAUUAGCUGCUUCAGAAAUUAACCUGACAGCACAUUAUUUGCACCUUUGCAUUCUGUAUUCCCUGUGAGUAACGGAGUUGGAAGAGGUCUGCUGUGUUCUCAACUGGAACUCUAGUCUGGGUAACCUGUGGCUAAAGUUUUCCUGAUAGGGAUUUCUUUCCAGCACCUGUACGGUGGUACCUCUACUUACGAAUAACUCUACUUACGAAUGUUUCUACUUACGAAUGGAGCUCCAUCCGCCAUCUUGGAUGCAGUUUAGAUAGGAUUUUUUCUACUUACGAAUUUUUAGAUAGGGUUGCUUCGACUUACGAAUUUUUUCUCCCAAUGCAUUCCUAUGGGAUUCGACUUACAAAUUUUAUCGACUUACAAAUGUGCGUUCGGAACGCAUUAAAUUCAUAAGUAGAGGUACCACUGUACUUCCUUGAAGACUCUUCAAGGCAAGGAGGUUUUUCAGUCUCUCAAGAUUGAGCUGCCCUCUAAUUAUUUGUAUGAAGCUGCCUCAAACAGAAUCACCAUGGGGGUCUUCUAUGCCAGUGUUGUCCGCUCUUGCACCAGCUCUCCAAGAUAAUCGUGCAGAGAAGAUCCAGGCAGUGAAACGGCGAUGCAACAUGUUAACCGUGUGCUCUGUCACUUGUGUCAUGGGCCCCCUUCAAGGCAACCUGUGCCCUACAUUACAUAAUCUGGACCGAUGGUUCAAUCCGCUGAGAGCCAGUUUUGCAGCUGUGUGUUUUGAAAUACGAUUGUGUGAAAACUGGAAAGGGAGGCUCCAUCUUAGGGUUCACACUCCCGCUUCAAAUAUGACUGAGCAAUUUAGAUCUUAUCUGUGUUGGACACAUUCAAGUAAUGAAAAAUGAGGUGGUAUCUUGGCUAGAGUACUGCAAUGGCGACAGCUGCCUUAUCAAUGCUGCCUUCUUAAUCUAAUGAGGAAGAGUGAGCCCAUUUCCUUGCUGAAAGAAUCCUGCAUUGUACAUCCCCUGAGUGUGGCCGUUUUCUUCUGCCAUUCGUCAUCUGGAAAUGCAUUGUGCUCUGUGGCGUGGGGACAGUAUACGGCUAAAAGAUGCAUUGUAGCAAAAUUGGGCAGGGUUAUAAGGCAUAGGGCAUAAAUCUGCCCACUUUUGAGUGUACAGCCAGUGUACAAGUUAAUCCUUAACCAAAUAAAGCAGUCAAGGGACCUCCAGUCACCCACCUGAAUGAAAUUUGCCCCAUAUGGAGAAUUGAGUUUUUCUGUGAAGUGCACAGUUAAUAAGAAGCAGAAAGUGUGCCAGGAAUAAUGAAGUAUUUCAAGAGGCAUUGCUCUGUUGUGUUUGAAUUAUCUUAUUAGUCUCAUGGUUGGAAAUUGUUGGUGUAAAGUUGGGGGUAUAAAUAUGCUAACAAAGCGUCAAUAUCAAAAAUAUUUAAUUUUUCAGGUAAUACACAUGGGGCACUUGAGCAUUUGAGCAUUUCCCCCUCUGAAUGGUAUAGAUGCAUACAAAUUAUUAUUUUUUAAUGGUUGCUCCACCUCUGCUAACAUUAUAAUUGUCUAAUUUCUGGAUGUACCUACUUAAUCCAAACCUGUAGCGUUUUGCUUUAAGCGCUACCGAAGAAUAAAUAUUUCUCUCUCGC